AUGCCACGUAUUGCGACUUUCGAGUUUCCCAGCGAGAACCCCAGAAGUGACGACAACUGCGGCUAUAUUAUUCACAGCUCCUUCCCGAUUCCGAAUCUUUUAUGGGUACCUCCUGUCGCUCCAACGCGAUUGACCUGUCUUCAGUCUUCAUCAUUCGCUGAUUGGAAUGAUAAACGAACAAGAACCGAACAGAAGCUGCACGCCGGAAACAUGGUCGAUUUGUAUGCAGAAUUGCAGCUAGCUCCAGAGAAUCAGAUCAGACUCCUGAGAAUCCUCCCACCAGACGAAUCACAGUAUCUCGCGUGUGAGCUUGAAGUUGUCGAUCUUCAGCCCAAGCCAGAAUAUGUCGCACUCUCGUACACCUGGGGCUCCCCUACUGCACUCCCCGAUCAAGAAGCAGAAGCUUCAUCAAGCAAGCCAAGCCUUCCGUUGCUCUGCCAAGCGAAGCCUGGAUCUGCAGAUCAACUUCCUUCGACCAAGCACCAAAUCCUGAUUACAAAAAACCUUCAGGCUUUCCUGAAAAGGGCGCGCGACAAUGAUUCACAUGUUUCGAAAUUAUAUUGGAUAGAUGCCAUCUGCAUUAACCAAAAUGAUCCCUUGGAGCGGAGUCGUCAGGUACACAUCAUGGGCACAAUUUAUCGAUCUGCUGCAAUUGUGUAUGCCUGGUUGGGCGAAGAACAUGACAAUGCCGGUAUUGCCUUUGAGCUGAUAACGGCUUUGGUGAGCCACUCUACAGCCACUGAGCGGGGCAAAAGGAUUGAAGGGCUUAUGCACAUUACCCCCAGGUCUUUGGAUAGACCAGGUUUGACUGAGGAACUUGGGAUAUGCGCAGACGGCAACGCCUGGAAAUCACUGGCCAAGCUCUUCCAACGGCGAUACCUCACUCGUGCAUGGAUUAUCCAAGAGAUCACACUCGCCAACACGAUGAUUGCUCUAUGCGGAAGCCAUGCCGUGGGCUGGUUGGCUAUCACGAUAGUGUCAGAGUUCCUUGCUCUGAGUUCUUGGUCUAGAUGGAUCUCCAGCCUUCCGGGGUCACACCCAUCGAGCCAUGGUGUUCCAAACAUCCUUGACGCCAACAGAUAUACACCUAGCCUGCUUUACUCUCUCAUCAGGUUCCGCCGCUUUACGUGUGAAGAUCCUCGAGACAAAGUCUAUUCGCUCCUUAGCAUCACAGGAGAGUCGACUUUGAAGAAAAACCGCCUACUUCCUGUCUAUGGCGAGAGAUCGGUUGCGGAGACGUACACGUUGGCUGCGAUCCAGAUACUGGAGGAUUCUAAGGAUUUGCUCCUGCUCUCUUGCGCCGAAGGCGACAACUUCCAGAAGAUUCCCUCUUUGCCCUCGUGGGCUCCUGAUUGGAGUCGUGCUCGAACGAUCGGACUGGGUGUGACCGGUUACGAGAGGUUCAAAGCUGCAGGCACCCUCUCCAGGACCCUGCAUAUCGAUGAGUGGAACCGUCGUUUGACCAUCAAAGGAUUUCGACUAGACGAUAUCGUGUUCAUCGGUGAGACCAAAGAGAGCAUCCUCGAUAACAAACCAUUUCCUUUGUUGCUUCAGAUCCUGGAAGAGAUGCCUCAUAUAUAUCACACAGGGCAGUCUCGAGCGGAGGUUAUGUGGCGAACACUGAUCACGGAUACGGCAGGGGCCCCUCCCAGCUGUCCUGCUCCGGAUAGCUACCGUUCUGCAUACGUCUCCUGGAUAAAUUCCAAACUCUUGGCUUGCAUCCAAGACAAGCUUCAAAGCAUUCAAGAUCCAGCUUUCAUCAAGUCCAUCGUGAGGCUUGUGGCAGCUGAGAUCUCCGGUUACCCAGUGUCUUUCAAUUCAACAUCGGCUUCGCACAGCACGGCUUUGCCAGAGACACAGAAAGACCCUAUCAACUCCGACGAGUUUGAAACAACUUUCUCGCAUGCUCGUCAUCUUCGAAUCUUCUUGACUGGCAGACGGUAUCUUGGAGUAGGGCCUGAGGGUCUCCUCGAACAUGAUUCAGUAUGGAUUGUUCCUGGAUCGCGCGUGCCUCUGGUUCUUCGCGAGGUCGAUUUCCAUACGUUCCAGGUUGUUGGGGGCGCCUAUGUUCACGGCUUUAUGCAAGGUGAAGCCCUCGAUUCUGGUCCAUAUUUCAGAGAUAUCACGCUAGUGUGA
Molecule: messenger RNA, 2136 nt
Organism: Alternaria arborescens
Lineage: Eukaryota; Fungi; Ascomycota; Dothideomycetes; Pleosporales; Pleosporaceae
Exons: 1
Coding region: 1-2136 (711 amino acids)
Source: RefSeq, a predicted model, not a curated record